Messenger RNA from Haliotis rubra (blacklip abalone), 2060 nucleotides. RefSeq names its product mitochondrial substrate carrier family protein C-like. Bases 101 to 589 code for a protein of 162 amino acids. The record is from RefSeq and is a predicted model, not a curated record. NCBI's taxonomy places the organism in Eukaryota, Metazoa, Mollusca, Gastropoda, Lepetellida, Haliotidae. The transcript is spliced from 4 exons. Gene Ontology annotation, molecular function: calcium ion binding.
CCAACACGGUAUUAGAGCCCGCGUCUGUGCACCGUACACACUACAGUAGGAAGUGCAGUGCAGGAUACACGCUACAAGGUUGUACAAACAGAGGUCCACAAUGAACAGAAACAGGAAAGUCCCAGAGAACGUGUUGGCGGUUUUCUCCAAGUACCAGGCGAACAACGUCAGACAGCUGAAGAAGGAAGAAGCCGUGGAUAUGCUGAAAGCAGAGUUUGGACUUGACGACGAACAGGCCGACAACAUCUUCCACAACUUCGACAAGAACAAUGACAACAUCAUGAGCAUCUGGGAGUUCAAGAUGUUCUUCGACUGUGCUGGCGACCACGCCCAAGAGAUCGUGCAAAAAUUCCGGGAACUUGACGCGGAUGGGAGCGGUAAGCUGGAUGUGGAGGAGGCGAGGAUUGGCUUGAAGACACUCAAGACAGCCACGGGGCGUCUCCUGGAGGAUAAGGAGAUUGAAUUCUUCCUCCAGACGACGGGGACUGACGACAACACCAUCGACCUCGGCCACUUCGUCAACCUGCUGCACCGUCUGAAGCUCUACAACGCCCCUCCUCCACCUGCUAACGUAAAGAUCCAUGCCUAGAGGCCAAGAGGCCUGGAGUAUAAACAUAGAUACGCAGAUAACUGGCAGGACACGGAGGUGGGGGUUAUACCGUAUUCUCUGUAAUAAAUGCUCAGUCAUGAAUGCGUCAUAUCAUGUGCCAAAAUACGCUAUAGACAUACCAUGUCUCUAGUGCAAGUCUUGUGCAACUUCGUUACACAAUGAAAACCCGUAAAUCAGGAAAACCCAGGUUCCGAACGAUUAGUCAAUGGUCCAUUGUCCUCACAAUCGUUUUGGGGUGAUGUUACUGGUCUCGAUUAACGGACUAUUUUUAUACCUGUAUAUAAUAUUCUGAUGAUGGUAUGAUCAAAUAUGCAUCACCAAUAUGAGGUGAGAAUAUGUAUUGGGUGAUCUGCCUGAGACUUGAAUACACAUUAUCGAUAUUUUCUUUUGGAGGAAAGUAAUAGAAACGCACUAGAUUCAUACUCUCUAUUUAUUCACAUAAUGGACUUCAUAGGGUGUAUCGUGUGUAUCGUCAUGCAAAUAUCACAUUUCACUCACUGGAUGAAUAAGAAUAUUGCUCACAAAACUUUCUCCUUUACUCUAACGACAAUUGUGAGGGCAGGGUAUCAAUUCAAAAUGCAAAGCGGGUUUUAAGACUGUCCAACGGUCAGUGAGCAUAGAAUAUGACUGUGUAGUUCACUGCUUUACCAUAUCAGCAUUCUCGCAAAGAUAGACACAUCAUUUUAUUUAUGGUAUACCAUAUACUACACAACAAUAAUAGGUACUAUUAGAUACAAUAAGUAUGCUUGACAACAUUAUAAGAUGCAGCUUUACGGAAUGUUUGAAUGGCUGCGAAGAUUUGGUUUAUUCAGGGGAGGUAACUCGUGUCGGCUUAUUGUGUGUACAGGUGACGUGACGGCAGUAAUCCAGUGUUUGAAAUUGCCAGCUGUCCAUAUAACUUUUCAUUGUCAACAUACAUGUAUUUGUUUUAUAUUAAUUUUCAUAAACAUAAUCUGCAUGAUGUAUCUAUGCAUUUGCUUUGCAAUGUCAUCUGCCCGUAGAUCUUUUUAAAAACUAUUUUGAUUUGAUGUAAUGAAAUAUGUUUCAAGUUAAAAGUUUGCAGGAUUGGAACUUUUAACAUAAAGCAAAAUUGAGCUUUUAUUUCGAUCUAGUGUUCGAGCAGUCCUGUACCAACACUGCGAAAAACAAAAUCUAAACAAGGAAGUCUGGUCAUCUUAAUUCCUCAGAAAUCGCCAGGAUUUUUAAAAGAGAUAUAUGAACUGUGUAUUAAAUAUCAUUAUAUAGAUUUAUGCUAGUCUAGUGCUCGAGGCAUGCUUUUGUUUGUUUGCUGCUCAAUAUUUCAAACUGUUUUAUCAUUUUUUCAUAUGAUGCUCAUGUCUUGUUGUCUCAGAUGUGUUCAAGGAAAUUUCCUAUGUUGAAGUCUUUCACUUUACAUUUUCUAUCUUGGUAUGAUCACGAUUUGAUAUAAUAAAUAUUUGUUCAUAACAAA